AUGCCGUCCAAAGUUCCAUCACUGCCUCACCCGGAUCCGCUGACGUUAGAGCAGAUCUAUGACUGCCUUACUUCGCGCGAGAGCUCGCUAUCGGAGAAAGCCUAUCACCUCGUUGCUCUUCAUUCUGUUGCCUUCAACCCCACGGUAAAGCUUUUUCUAUUUGAGGAGCCUUCUUUAAACAUGGUAAAAAAUACUACUGAACGCGAAGGAGCUUCGACGACGGUGCAUUUUACACAUCGGCGGCGGGAGCGUUUACUCCAAAGCGUUGCUGCCUUUCUCGCGCAGCGAAAUAACGCGAUUUGUGAGGAAUGCCAAUGGGAAACGGUCUCCCUGCUUGGUGAGCUUUGCCGAAUGGAAAUAAUUAAUAAUCAUAGUGGUGGUGGAGCUUUACUGCCCUCCGUAGCGUUAAAACUGAAUGCGUACGCCAAGAUGAAUUUGGAGUAUCUUGUGCUGCUGCCGUGGUUCAUUCCGGCGGUUCACUCGAUCAUGGGAAGCGAUGCCGUGGCCAAAUUUGAGGCCGAGGAGGCCCGUCAAGAGCGAAAAGAUAAUAACGAUAAGGAAAAGGAUGCAAAUCCUUUUAGGGAUGAAAAGGGCCUCGCCGGUAGUCAAAGCGUUCUAACCACCACUACGACAACCUCUUCCUCUACGGGAUUAACGAACACGCAUGGUGAGCUUAAAAGACGUCUACAUGAAAGGCAAAAAUUCAAGCAGCUGUCGAAAACAUCCGAAAACAACGCACCUCAGUCGGUAGUGGAUCCAGACGUGGUGAUCGUUCUGCAGGAUAUUCUUUGUGCGCUUCCUAAGGUUUGCACCUCCAACACCGAAAAUACUAACAAGAAUACUACUACGAUUAUUACGGAAAAAGAAGGAAGUGAAGGAACUUUUAGUUCGGUCUUAUCUUCAUCGGAGGGGAAUGGCGGGCAAAGCCCUCAGCCUAUAUUUAAAUGGACGAAGCGCAACUACCGCAAUGCUGAAAGCAUGGUAUGGGGUAAGAAUGCCGGCUGUGUGCUGUUUGAUGAGAACUGCGUUAUUAACGGUGUGUCGCAGGUGCCGGCGAUGUUCUGUGACCGUAAAAUUCCUUCAAACAGUAAGUACAAGUGCACAUCAGACCGGAUGGGUAUUGGAGACUGCUUAAUGACCUAUUAUAAAAACUUGCCAUCAUAUUUGCAGUACUUCCCCGAUACGACAAUGGGUAGCUUUGAAAACUUUAUGGAUUACUGCCCAUAUAUAAAGGCAUAUUCAAACACUAUGUGUUUAAAUGGGGAUACAAGAAUACUGCCCGGUUCUGUGUUUUCAGAAUCUGCGCGAUGUUUUUCAGCCGUCCCAAACACUCCCCUCAGAAUAAACUAUCGCCAAAAUAUGCACUCUAUCUGCGCAGACGUGCAAUGCUAUAGGGCCACCUCUAAGUACCGGGUGCGCGUGAAGGGCGCCAGUGAUUUCGUGGACUGCCCACCCGGAAUUACCCUUGUGGUUACGAAGUACAGUACAGAAUUUAUGUCUGGCGGAAUUGAGUGUGCACCAUAUGAGGAGGUGUGCCAUGAAAACCGUAACCCUGAAAAUCAUAAUGAUGAUUCAGAUCAUGAAGGUAAUCAAGAAAGUGUCGACCUAACCAAUAACGUAACCCAUGACGUAAACAAUCACAAAAGCAGUGAAGAACGUGGUUACCAAAACAAUGAUGUUACUAAUUACGAAAACAAAAACGUUGAUAACAUCGAAAGCAGCAGUGCUACAUCUGGUACGAUUAAGGUCGCGUAUUACUUGACUUACACGCUUGUAGCGAUUUUGUCAGCUAUGAUUGGUCUUUUGAUUUAUACCUGGCGCUAG
Messenger RNA from Phytomonas sp. Hart1, 1824 nucleotides. Lineage: Eukaryota; Euglenozoa; Kinetoplastea; Trypanosomatida; Trypanosomatidae. The record is from the annotation of a GenBank genome assembly.